Molecule: messenger RNA, 495 nt
Organism: Sclerotinia sclerotiorum 1980 UF-70
Lineage: Eukaryota; Fungi; Ascomycota; Leotiomycetes; Helotiales; Sclerotiniaceae
Exons: 2
Coding region: 1-495 (164 amino acids)
Source: RefSeq, a predicted model, not a curated record
AUGUAUGAAACCCACAAUUUGCGUUGGGGCUUCACAGAUACUUGGACGACUGGCGAUUUAAUAGCGCUUGCUCUCACAAUUCAUUCGCGCUCUGCGAUGAAUAAUGAAAUCCUAACGACCGAAUUUAUUGCAAUUUAUAGAAUUGCUUUUAUUGCUUGGAAGAAUGAUGAUAGCGUUCAACAGCAGAUGGAGAAAGAAAUGAUGGAAAAACAAUCGCCGCAAUUGUGUGCAUCUCGGCCUUCUCCACGAAGAUUACCUAUCCGACUUAUCUCUAUUCAUAAUCAAAAUAUCCGAAUCCUAAACACGAUCUUCACAGAAGAAUAUUUCAAUUCAUUAGAGAAGGAUAGUCCACCCAGCUCCAGCAAAUUACAUGUCCAUAUCAAAUCGAUUUCAGUAGCUAGACAUAAUGACGCUGAGCUGAAGGAUCUCGCACAGGAGCUGUUAAAUACAAGAGAACAAGUAGGAUCACUAGAAGCUAUCCACAUAUUACCUUGA